AACCUGGGUGCAUUGGUGCUGCAAUCCCACGGGAUAAAGAGCAUCUCUGGGCAGAGCACAGGAUGACGGAGGCGGCAGGAAUAGCCGUGUCCUGAGGCAGCCGCCAGCUCUUAUCAUUCCCUGAGGUGACCCAGGCUGGGACAGUGACACGGGGUGGCUGUGGCAGAGCAUCAGGAUGGGGAGAGAAGCGAAGCAGCGAGAAACAUGCAGCUCUGGGCAGAGGGAGUUGAGUACCAGGAGCGUCAGGCAUGGAGCACCCAGCCAUGCCCUGGAUCUUGCUGUGACACCUGGCAGACCCCUGGCAUACUCAGGCAGGUGGACACUGUGGUUUGCAUCGCCCAGGCUCAGCUGCUGGUGCAAACUUUAGUCCAGAGCCUGCCUGCGACCGCUCCCACGGCACGCCACACUCUGCGGAUGGGGAGAGGAGAGGAGAGAGGACGAGGAGGAUGGCGAGCGCACCGGAGCCGCUCUGGGGGAUGGAGCUGGCCAUCCUGUGUUCCCCUUCCUCCAGCAAGGUCAGCUCAUCCCUCUGGGAGAAGGUCCUGCUGGAAACUAAGAACAGAGCCACUCCAGGAGCGCAGUGGAGCCUGGGGCAGUGACCCGGCUCUCACCCCAGCUGCAGGGCAUGGAUGGGGCCACCCUCAGCCUCAUGGGUGCUGCAGGCAGGUCUGUGUUGGGGCAGAAGAAGGCUCCUGGACAGGUUGGUGUCAUCACAACCUUGGUCACCACAUCCCUCAAGUGCUUGGUUCAAAGUCCUGAAGCAGUGGCUGAAGUCUCUCCAGGUACAGAGGACUUCAGGUGAGGUUGGGCUUUGUUACCAGUGGACCACAGCAAGUGUAGGACAUUCCCUUGGGCAAGGGGCAGACUUGUGCCCUCCACCUGGCAGGAGCCUGGGGAGGGCUCGUCCAGUCUGGGGUACAGCUGAAUCCAUCUGGGAACGUGCAGUUCCCACCCCAGCUGCAGCAUCCCCACUGCUGAGCACAGCAGUGUCAGCACCAAUUCCCAUCAAGCUCUGGCUCUGGGGGCCAUCCCCCCAUGCCCAGUGGGCUGUGCUGGAGGAGGAGGUGAGAUUGGGAUACUCAUCAGCAUCCUGAGCCCUGGUUGUGGGGUCUCAUCACUCUCUAACCUGGACCCCUCUGUAACAGGGGCCAGCAAAUCCUCUCAGGGAUGUCUGUUGCAUCCCAAGCAGGAGGAGGCAAACCCUUGACCCAAAAGAUUUGGUUAGAGCACGGUGUUAAUAGUGCCGAGGUCGUGGGUUCAGUCCCCACGUGGGUCAUUCACUGAAGAGUUGGGCUCAAUGAUCCUUUUGGGUCUCUUCCAACUCCGAGUAUUUUAUGAUUCUAUCUCCUGCCCUGAGCUUACAGCCUCAGUACCACGGGAAAAGCAAAACACCUGGAAAACCUCCUCUCUGCAGGAUGCAAAUCCCAUCAAAACUGGUGGUGGAAAGGCACGGGGCAAUUAUUGAGCUGCAAACUCUUCUCUUUCUCCCCAGAGGUUGACAGUGGGCUUCCCACCGGCCGCCCACUCCCAGGCAGCUGCUGCACAGCUCCUGGAUGCUGGGAAAUUCAGCCUUCCCAGAGGAGCUGGCUCUGGCUGUCAGAGCCUGGGUCAAUAUAUGAUAAUGGGGCUUUGAAACGGCGCUGCUGCGGGAGCCGCUGCCCAGGACUCUGAUUCACAGCUCCCCUCUGGUGCUUUCUCCCGCAGCGUGUAGGGGAAGGAGAAUAAAAUAAAUAAGAGUAGAAGGGAAGGGGAGGAAGGGAGCUUAAAUUAUAAAUGAGUACUAAGUUUCCAGAGCCCCUGUGGGCAGCUCAGUGAAGUGGUGUGGGGGUCAGAGGCAGAGCUCUCCUGUGCAUCCCACUUUUGCAAAUACAGCCCUGUGGGGUGUGGGUCAGGGUUUGCCCAGGGGCAUGGCACCAUGCCAGGCUGCCUCUCUGCCUCUUGGCUGUCACCCUCCUGCUGCCAUGGGCCAGAUCUGGAGGGUGCCACGGAGCCCAGAGGGAUUCCCCUGGCACAGACUAUAAUUAGCAUUAGCUGAGAGCUGCUAAUGAGGCCUGGUGAUGAUCUGGUUUUGCCACCCCAUGGAGAUGCCUCCGCAGGAGUGUGUCCUCACUUGGGUCCAGGGCACUGGGCUGGCUCAUGGCAACAGGCAGGGAUGGGACCCCUGAGUCGAGGGUCCUGGUGUGGAGGAGUUGGGGUAUCACAGACCCACAACCCAGGCAGGUUGGGGUAAGUGGGAGAG
Messenger RNA from Motacilla alba alba, 2239 nucleotides. RefSeq lists its product as uncharacterized. The transcript has 5 exons. Lineage: Eukaryota; Metazoa; Chordata; Aves; Passeriformes; Motacillidae. The coding region runs from base 205 to 759 and encodes 184 amino acids. The record is from RefSeq and is a predicted model, not a curated record.